AUGGACAGAGGGAUGUCCACCGAUGAAGCGGUCAUACUGUUGAGCUCCUUUGCCGUGGCCGACCUGUUCGGGCGACUGGCCUCCGGACUACUGGCGGACAGGCGUUUGGUGCGUAAGAGGAAUAUCAUCUCCAUUUGCAUACUACUCAUCGGUGUCCUAAUCUUCAUGACACCGGCCGCCACCACCUUCAGGGUACUACUGGUCGUGACUAUAGCCCUGGGCUUUGUCAGCGGCGCCAUUAUCGUACUCUUCAGUAUCCUAACCAUGGAGUACGUUGGCCUCAAUCGACUGCCCAUAGCAUUAGGCACGUCGGCGUUCAUUGUGGGCACCAGUACUCUGGGUCGACCUCUGGUUGUCGGCUAUUUUCGGGAUAAUUUUCACUCAUACGACGGUCUCUUCCACUUUGUCGGUGUUUUAGCACUUCUGGCGGCACUCCUGUGGCUGUCGGAGCCGUUCGCCAGGUUAUGGGUCACCAGACGUACCAAAUACGGCUCCGGCUUGGAGACACUGGCGCUGGAGUCAGAAGUGGAGGCAUUGAGGCGCCGGUUGGCUCUCAAAGACAAAGAGCUCAUUGAUUUGGAGAACAAUCUGAUCGAGUCUUUCGCGCAAAGACUCUACUCUUCCGACCAAAGUAUGCGCGAAACGGAUCUCAUGUAUGAGUCGCACGUCGAGGGCCGGCACCACAUGUCCGUCGACUCCCGACAACUGGACUCCGAGGCCAACGAUUUGAGACGUGAAUUGGCGCUCAAAGACAACGAGUUAUCCGAUUUGGCGGCGAUGUUGGCCUCGAAUCGGGAACAGCUGUCGACUCAGAAGAGUUCAUAUGAGACAAUGAUCGCCGAACUCGAGAGCAAAUUGAUGGCAAAUACGGAACAACUCGAGAACCAGAAGAUUACUCUCGAGAGAGCCAUCUCUGAAAUGGAGAACCGAUUGGUCUCAGAGGCGACUGAUUUGCGUCAACAGUUGGCUCUCAAAGACAAUGAGUUAUCGGAUUUGGUGGCGAUGUUGGCCUCGAAUCGGGAACAGCUGUCGACUCAGAAGAGUUCAUAUGAGACAGCGAUCGCCGAACUCGAGAACCAAUUGGUGGUGAAUACGGAACAACUCAUCGACGAGAGGGUGACUCACGAGAGAGUGGUCUCAGUGGCGACUGAUUUGAGGGAACAGUUGGCCGCCAAAGACGGCGAGUUGUCCUCAAAUCUGGAACAGCUGUCGACUCUUAAGACUUCUUAUGAGACAAUGAUCGCCGAACUCGAGAACCAGAAGAUAUGUCACGAGAGAGCCAUCUCUAAGAUGGAGAACCGAUUGGUCUCAGAGGCGACUGAUUUGAAGGAACAGUUGACCGCCAAAGACGGCGAGUUGUCCUCAAAUCAAGAACAGCUGUCGACUCUUAAGACUUCUUAUGAGACAAUGAUCGCCGAACUCGAGAACCAAUUGAUGGUAAAUACGGAACAACUCAUUGACGAGAGGGUGACUCACGAGAGAGUGGUCUCUGAGAUGGAGAGCCGGUUGGUCUCAGAGACGACUGAUUUGAGGGAACAGUUGGCCGCCAAAGACGGCGAGUUGUCCUCAAAUCUGGAACAGCUGUCGACUCUUAAGACUUCUUAUGAGACAAUGAUCGCCGAACUCGAGAGCAAAUUGAUGGCAAAUACGGAACAACUCGAGAACCAGAAGAUUACUCUCGAGAGAGCCAUCUCUGAAAUGGAGAACCGAUUGGUCUCAGAGGCGACUGAUUUGCGUCAACAGUUGGCUCUCAAAGACAAUGAGUUAUCGGAUUUGGUGGCGAAUUUGGCCUCAAAUCAGGAACAGAUGUCGACUCUUAAGACUUCUUUUGAGACAAUGAUUGCCGAACUCGAGAACAAAUUGAUGGCAAAUACGGAACAACUCAUCGACGAGAGGGUGACUCACGAGAGAGUGGUCUCUGAGAUGGAGAGCCGGUUGGCCGUCAAAGACAAGGAGACGAUCGAUGAGCGCAACCAUUAUAGGGAACAACUCGAAGCCCUGAAGGCCUCUGAAUUGGUGUCCAAAGCGGAGACACUGGCGCUGGAGUUAGAAGUGGAGGAAUUGAAGAACCAAUUGGCUCUCAAAGACAAGGAGACGACCGAAGAGCGCAACCAUUACACGGAACAACUCGAAGACCUUAAGACCUCUGAAGCGGUGUCCAAAGCAGAGACACUGGCGCUGGAGUCAGAAGUGGAGGAAUUGAAGAACCGAUUGGCCGUCAAAGACAAGGAGACGAUCGAUGAGCGCAACCAAUACAGGGAACAACUCGAAGACCUGAAGGCCUCCGAAUCGGUGUCCAAAGCGGAGACACUGGCGCUCGAGUCAGAAGUGGAGGCAUUGAAGAGCCAAUUGGCGCUCAAAGACAGGGAGACGACCGAAGAGCGCAACCAUUACACGGAACAACUCGAAGACCUUAAGACCUCUGAAGCGGUGUCCAAAGCAGAGACACUGGCGCUGGAGUCAGAAGUGGGGGCAUUGAAGAGCCAAUUGGCUCUCAAAGACAAGGAGACGACUGAUGAGCGCAACCAUCACAGGAAACAACUCGAAGACAUGAAGGCCUCGGAAACGGUGUCCAAAGCGGAGACACUGGCGCUCGAGUCAGAAGUGGAGGCAUUGAAGAACCGAUUGUCCCUCAAAGACAAAGAGACGAUUGAUGUGCGCAACCAUUACAGGGAACAACUCGAAGACCAAAAGUUUAACUUCGAGGAGAAGAUCGUCGAAUUGGAGACUAAACUCGAGUGCAAAGAGUUGGAGACAGAGAUCGAGACAUUGAAGCAGACGUUAGCCGCGAAAGAGACUGAACUGAAAGCCGUUUCGGAACCUCUGGAAGCGCUGGAGUCGGAGCUGAACGCCACGAAACAGCGCUACGACGGACUCGUGUCGAAGUUGUCGUCGUUGGAGACCAUAAACUUGGAUCUCAAGACGGAACUGGAGUUUCUCACGCAACAGGCGACCAAAUCGCGCGAUUUGGAGAAAAAGAUACAGGAGUUCGAGGAGCAGAAGCGCCUGAAGGGCCGCAACUUCGAGCUGAUCCUCAACCAGGCGAAGGUCUGGGAGAAGAAGUUGUUGACCGUCGAGGCGGACAAAGAGUCGCUGGAGAGCCGACUCCAAGACAUUCAGACGGAGAACCAGAAGCUGAACGACGAGCUGACGGUAUAUCUCGAUCGGUGUCGUGAGACCCGAUCGGAGCUGAAGAGCGAGAAAAUGAAAAGCGAUUCAAUGUUGAGUCAGUGGCGGUAUUAUAGGGUUCAGCAUAAGAAGAUCCGCAGAGACAUGAAGCGGAUCUGCGGCGACAUCGAUGGCAUUCUUCAGGAGUCGACCGACGCGUGCGAUUUGAAACAGUUUAUGGUAUCGCUUAAGAAAAAAUUCAGUGGCGAAGAGAGCGAUGACGAGGAGGAGGAGAACGAAGAGAUUUGCGACAAAACGAAAGCCAAUGCCAGGAGUGAUAGGAAACAGCCGUUGGGCUCAUCUAAUCACCAAUAG
Oppiella nova is the source of this 3483-nucleotide messenger RNA. Lineage: Eukaryota; Metazoa; Arthropoda; Arachnida; Sarcoptiformes; Oppiidae. The record is from the annotation of a GenBank genome assembly.